CGCUUGUGUAUAGAAAAACCGUUAACAAUACAUUCGUCGUCAAUUUGUAUUCUUUUUGUUUCCUCGUGUAAUUUACACGGACUUGCAGCAAGGUUUAGACACAGAGAGAAAAAGAUCAGUAUUGUGAGUGUAAUAGAGGCAGAAAGUGUAUUAGGUUUAAGGAUUGCUGCACCUUUAUUUUUGUUUUUAUUAUUCCCAAUCGAUUUAUUUUUAACAAAUUUUUGUCCCUUUUUAGUAACGUCAUCGUCCAAAAUAUCUUUUGAAUAAAAAUCCGCUCUCAUUCGUUUAAAGUCAUUAUUUAACCUUUCAUUUUGUGUUUUUAAUGUUUGAAUUUCUUCAUUGCGGGUUUUUUCCAGCUCGGUUAUUUUUUCAUUUACAUUAUUUAAAAUUAAUUUUGUUUCUUUUAUUUCAUUUUGCAAGUUUUAGAAAUUUCAUCUUUACUAAUUUUUAUUUCCCUUCUCAAGAUUUUAUUUUCAUCUUCUAAAGUUUUAUAUUUAUAAUCAUAAGAUUUAUCUCUUGGUUGCCUAUCCUGUUUUUUAAAUUUUUUAUCGAAUGAUUUUUCCCCGCGUUGCCAAUCAUGACUUGAACCUGUUUGAAAAUCACAAUCGUAAUCCAUAUGCGGGCCCCCACAAAAUUUACAAGGUCUCCACAUUAUUGGCUCAUCCUCAAAAUACAUACAAAUUUUAGCACUCUC
Molecule: messenger RNA, 694 nt
Organism: Meloidogyne enterolobii
Lineage: Eukaryota; Metazoa; Nematoda; Chromadorea; Rhabditida; Meloidogynidae
Source: the annotation of a GenBank genome assembly